Messenger RNA from Epithele typhae, 3873 nucleotides. RefSeq names its product regulator of Vps4 activity in the MVB pathway-domain-containing protein. Gene Ontology annotation, biological process: protein transport. NCBI's taxonomy places the organism in Eukaryota, Fungi, Basidiomycota, Agaricomycetes, Polyporales, Epitheliaceae. The transcript is spliced from 12 exons. Bases 1 to 3873 code for a protein of 1290 amino acids. The record is from RefSeq and is a predicted model, not a curated record.
AUGGCAGGGCAAUGGGAGCCGGGACGGGUCAAGUCCCACCUGCGGUACACGGCACAGAGGCUAGGGCAGCUCCAGGACCGGAUGGACUCCCAGGGCCGGCUCACGCAGCGGGACAUCGCGAUCCUGCUCUCGCAGGGCAGUGUCGCCCUCGCGCGCGCCAAGGCGCAGAAGCUCAUCCGGCAGGACGUCAAGAGUGAUCUCAUGCAGACCCUGGAGAUGCACGUUGGCGUCAUCCUCGGGCACAUGCACGAGCUCGAGCGGCGGGAUGCCCCGAGCCCGAUUGUCGCGGAGGCCGCCUCAAGCAUCAUCUACGCCGCCCCCCACGUCGAGUCGAAAGACCUCCAGCACGUCCGGGAGUUCCUUGUCUUCGCGUUGGGCCCGGAUUUUGCGCGAUCCGCAGUAGAGAAUGAGGACAGUCACGUUUCUUCGCGGGUCCUCCGAGCGGUCGCUGCGCCUCCACCCACCGCGGCGGCGCUCGACCAGUACCUCUACCAGAUCGCGAGGGCGAACAACGUGCAGUGGUACCCCGACUUGUCGCCCCAGCAAAAGGUGAACGCCAUCUCUCCCAUUGUGGACCCAGAGAUCGUUUCCGUGGUGAACGUAGAGAACCUACGCAAUCUCUGCGCUCACGGUCUUCCUUCACAUCCUCCGUGGUUGCGUCCGCGAGUCUGGAAGCUUUUCCUCGGCACCUUACCUCUCGACAAAUCGACAUGGCGGAAGGAAGCCGGCACACAACGGGACAAUUAUUACGAUCUAGUUCGGAGAUUGCUGGAGCCGCUCUCUUCUCUGCCUGCGCCCACAGUCCCUCUGUCGCCGACUGACCAAUCUAUCUUGGACGUCUUCAAUGAACUGUCCAUGGUGCCACCUGGCCUUCUUGUCACGUUGGAAGAAGAGCCCGAGCCAUGUGCCGAAUGUCCGCUGGACGAGUCUGCCUCAGCAGACGUCAAGAUUGCCGCUGCUGGUAACUUGGAAGCCCGGCUCAAGAUCCUUCGAAGCCAGGACGCAGGAGAGGACACCAACGACGACUCGAACGAGAUGCCUGAGAUCCGGCUAGACUCGACCCCCGAGAUUCGUUUGGAUGCCACUCCAGAAGUGCGCCUCGAAGAGGCUUCCCCAGUUGAGCGCAAAAAGGCGCAGAUGUCCCUCGAAGUGCCCGACUCCCCUUCAUCUAGUCGCUCCGCCCUCUCCACCACCCUCCUGCCGUCGAGGCCAUAUAACUCGUUUAGUGCCCACAACACACACACCUCGGCUCUGCUCCGACUCUUGUAUAUCCACGCUUGCUUGAACCCUGCUAAUCGCUCUCCUCAAAUUGGUUCCCUUCUUGUCCCGAUCUAUGCUGCUCUGGUGGAGGAGGUUGAUCCGAACGAAAUCCCACAUAUCGAAGCCGACACAUUUUGGCUGUUCGAGGCGAUGGUGGGCGAGUUUUCGGAGCUCGAAGACGAACAGAACGGCACCGUGUGGGUGAAAAGGUUCAGCGAACGGCUCCAAUGGGCCGACCCCGAGCUGUGGGAUGACAUGUCUAUCAAAGGACUCGAUCCCGGUCUUCCGCAUUACUCCUUCCGUUGGCUCAUUCCUUUACUCACUCAUACACUACCGCUGCCUGCGGUUCUCAUGAUCUGGGAUGCACUCUUCGCUCAGCCUAUGCGGGAACGAGAGUCGCUUCCGAAGCUUGAAUAUCUCCUGGACGUCUGUACGAGUAUGUUGAUCUGUGCUCGAGGCACACUGCUGCAGCUGGGCCGAUCACAUCGCAAAACGCACAACCUUUGGUCCGAUGAGAUUGCCGCCAUUCCCUCCGAUGCCUUCGGGGAACGCGAGCUCGAGGAGGCCUUCAUCGAAGGCAUGUCGUACCUCCAGCGCUAUCCGUUAAGCUCCAUCGGUGGUAUCGAGAAGGUGCUUCAAACCGCCUACGAUCUCACGCAGCAGCGCCAGGCAGCCAUUGCGGCACCCAGGUCCAAUGGUGCGGCCGCCGGGUUGGGCGCACGACUUCGUGACACGAUGUGGAAGACUUGGUCUUCCAACCUGGACUCUCAUCCAGAGGAGACCGACGAAAGCGAGAUGGAGGAAAGCGAGGAUGAAAGACCAGAACCGACGACGGCUUCCCCACCGAAUUCCGGCGCGCAGUCAACGUUCACAUCACGCCUAGCAAACACCGUGUGGCGAGGUGUAACGAACCGGAGCGCGAUGGAUGUCCCUUCUCCGCAACCGACCCCCACUGCGUCGCCUGCGCCUUCUGUGCCACCUUCACCGUCACCUUCUUCAACUUCUACACCCGCUGUUCCUCCACGGGAAGCGGUGGCUAACGCAGCCGCCCGUGGUACUUCGAUGAUUUUCGGCUACGCGGAGAAGUUCCAGAACUCGGACGCUGCAGCCACCUUGGCCAAGGUCAGCACCAACUGGAGAGUGAAGGCUUUCGACGCGUGGAGCAACCGAGGGACGGCUCCUACCAGCGACGCUCCGCCUGCUUCAUCUUCUCAGUCGACAGCCUCCGUGGGUUACACAGAUCACAGCAGGAGCAUCUCGCUCACCACAAUACAGACCUCAUUCAGGGCCUCGGACGAGAAACGGGGCUCUUUGCCCGUCAUGGACAAGACGUACACCCCGCCUGCUAAGCCAGCCUUCUUUCGACCAGUGCGGGAUAGCAUCAUGAUCCCCUCGCCCAUCAGCCGCAGUGGGGAGCCGUCACCGGUGUCGGACUCUGGGUUUGGGCACCGGGCGUCGUUGUCCUCGGCGUUCAUGCCCCCCGAUGGCAUCCCUCCUCGUUCUCACUCCGGCCCCCGCCCACUGCUGCUCAACUCCACCUCUCUCUUGACGAGCUCCCCUGCGCGGUCACCCAUUUCGCCUUCUAUGGACUCGAAGUGGGCCGAAAGCGUACGCUCGCAGUCAGUCAAUGUGGGGAACCGGCAGUCCAUGUCGUCGGUCUCGUCUCUAUCGCCCUCGGAGUUCACGCCGAGGAAGAGAGACACUCGAUCGGACUGGGAGUCGGACGGUGGGAGCAGGAUCGUUCCCAUCAACCGGAACAAGUCUCCAUCGCCCAUGGCUCCUUCGAGACGCGCCGGCUCCCGAAGCUCGAUGAGCCCGCCCACUCCACCCAAGCCGUCCAAGAGUUUGCCCGCAUACGAGUCCGCGCCCGAAGACAACUCCCACGUUGCCCAAGGGAGUCCGGACUCGCCCGGUACCAACCCGUCCCCACCGCCUCCUGGCACGCCCGAGGCCGACGGAACGACGACGGAAGUCCGCGUCAAGCAGCCCGAGUCGCAGCGCCAACGCGGCUCCGUCGUGCUCAACGAGAGCGAGCCGACGUACGCCGCCCUGCCCGCGCACGAGGGCAAGCUCCUCGCACGUCGAACCGCGACGCUUUCGCGCACGCAGCGCGAAGGCGAGGCGUCCGAUUCAUCCGCGACGGAGCCCUCCGCGCGGGCGAACCUCCGCCGGAAGCGCUUCCCGCCGCGCCUGCAGUCCAUGCGCAACUCCCGGAGCAACCCCGGGCCCGUCCCGCCGCUGCCCGGCCAGCCUGCGGUGGGGAGCAGCCUCGAUGUCCCUGCGCUUGACGAGGGCGAGAGCGAGACGGGGACGGUGGCGACGACGCCGCGCGCACAGACGUUCGACGAGACCGUGGGCGCGCCGCCUGCAAUGCCGCCGUCCCCGCGGAGCCGGCGGCGCAAGGUGUCCGCGGGCGAGGGCCGCGAGGGCGAAGUUUUCGCGCGGACCCGCAAAGUCUCGACGGAGGGUCGGUCGCGCAAGAUCUCGAGCGAGGGUAGGCAGCGGAAGGUGUCUGCAGAGCGGGAGCCGAAGAAACGGGAGAGCGCGGCGGUCGAAGGCGACGACGAGGGCUACAGCGAGCUGCUGAGCGCGUACGAGAGCGAGGACACGUGA